Messenger RNA from Drosophila simulans, 887 nucleotides. RefSeq lists its product as uncharacterized. The transcript is spliced from 2 exons. Bases 189 to 797 code for a protein of 202 amino acids. NCBI's taxonomy places the organism in Eukaryota, Metazoa, Arthropoda, Insecta, Diptera, Drosophilidae. The record is from RefSeq and is a predicted model, not a curated record.
GCACAUUUCUUUCUUUCCAGAAGCAGCAUUGUUUUAAUUUACAAUUGUGACAAUUCGGCCGGGGAUGCUUGACUGACUGCGCCUCCUCCGUUUUCCCCCCUGGGAAAGUGCGCCGUGGAAAUGCGAGCUAUAAAAAAUGACCAGGCAAUUGUCAAGGCUUUUAGUUGAACUUCAAGCGUUUUGGCAACAUGUUCCGCACUUUUCCGCUGCUCUGUUUGCUGUUCCUUACGGCUGUCCGUUCGGAAAACUGUGACCAGGAUGCGGGUGCCACGUUAUAUUGCCGCGGUGAACGUGCUCUGCGAAAUGUCCUGCGGAAUUUAAAUCGUAGUGAUCAUCCCCUUGUGGUGGUUAGAGGAUUGGAGAUAGUUCCGCUGCAGAACAAUUCAAUUGCUGAUAAGGAGCCGGAUCAGGAGCAGGGACUUCUGGACACCCUAUCCUUCUAUCUGCGCACCCAUGAGAUCAAUGUUAAGCUGGCAGAUCUCCUGGAGGACGAGGCCCAAGUUUCAGAAGCCCGCAAAAAGGACAAAGGCCAGGGAAUGCUGUUGGCAAUGGCUCUGAUGUUUGGCAAGAUGAUGGCCGUGAUGGGGUUGGGCGGCAUCGCGGCAUUGGCUAUGAAGGCCCUGGGCGUGUCCUUGGUGGCUCUGAUGAUGGCCGGGAUGCUGGGUCUGAAGACAGCCGCCCAGCAUGGCGGAGAGUCCAGUCACAGCAUAUCGUAUGUGACCGGCGAGGGACAUCAUCACAAACGGAGGCGCCGCUCGUCCGGCCAACAACCCUUGGCUUACAGAGGCUGGGACUGAGGCACUGAGGGGCCCAUGAUGUUAUCGUGCAUUUUGUUAGUUCUCAUGUAGCACUUAAAUAAUUUAAUAAUUUAUCCAUCAUGCAACAGA